CUUCAACUUUCUUUCUUUAUUAUUAUUAUUAUUAUUAUUUAUAUUUCAUGGGUUACCAUCAAGUUAUUUUAAAGUCAUCAUCUGAUACUAUUUGUCUUCCAUUCGAUAAUUUGAAUACUACAGUGGGAGAUGUGAAGUCUCAUUUAUGUGGUAACAAUGCGGAUGGAAUGGAUGCACUAAUUCUUUCCAGUCUUGGGGGCAAGAUAUUAGACGAUAGUACAAUUUUAUUUACGACAAACGAUACUGAAUAUUUGAAUGUUUCUUUACGACUAAGAGGUGGAAAAGGCGGGUUUGGAUCCAUGUUGCGGGCUCAAGGUGGACGGAUGAAUGCACAAAAAACAACCAACUUUGAAGCUUGUCGUGAUUUACAAGGUCGUCGUAUCAAGGCUGUCAAUGAUGCCAAAAAAUUGGAAGAAGAACUAGCUGCCAUACCGAUUCGGGAAAAAGAAAAAAGAGAAAGAUUGGAAAAGAAGAUUGAAAAGGCACUCAAGGAACGGGAACCACAAAAAUACUUGUUUGACGAUCAUGAAUUUUUGGAUAGUCGUGAACAAAUGAUUGAUGGGGUCAAGAAUGCUCUCAGCGGCGCACUGAAACGAUCACAUCCAUCAUCAUCAUCAUCAUCAUCAUCAUCAUCAUCUUCAUCUUCAUCAGCAUCAGCAAACAAACGACAGAAAAUCCAAUCAUCUUCUAGUAAAAAAGUGGUGUCGGUAUUUGAUGAUGAUGACUCUGACGACGAAGAAAGUGACGAAGAAGAAACAUCAACUCCCAUGACAUCUGACAGCAAGGGAAAGGCACCUGCUAUCAAUGCAAGAGCAAUCAAGGCUUAGUUUAUUUUAUCCAUUUGAUAGUCAUCU
Halteromyces radiatus is the source of this 854-nucleotide messenger RNA. Its product is annotated as telomere stability and silencing-domain-containing protein. The transcript has 2 exons. Lineage: Eukaryota; Fungi; Mucoromycota; Mucoromycetes; Mucorales; Cunninghamellaceae. The record is from RefSeq and is a predicted model, not a curated record. Bases 48 to 827 code for a protein of 259 amino acids. Gene Ontology annotation, cellular component: nucleus.